Rhinopithecus roxellana (golden snub-nosed monkey) is the source of this 2068-nucleotide messenger RNA. RefSeq names its product keratin, type II cuticular Hb5-like. The record is from RefSeq and is a predicted model, not a curated record. Gene Ontology annotation, cellular component: keratin filament. Gene Ontology annotation, biological process: keratinization; intermediate filament organization. Lineage: Eukaryota; Metazoa; Chordata; Mammalia; Primates; Cercopithecidae. Gene Ontology annotation, molecular function: structural constituent of skin epidermis.
GCAGGGUCAAGAACUUUAGCUCCUGUUCUGCCAUUGUGUCCAAGCCUGGGGAUCGCAGCUGUGUCAGUGCCACGGCCCAUCAUGGGGGCAGUCCUGGGGGGCUAGGCUACAGGCGCCUGGGAGGCUUUGGCAGUCAGAUCCUGUGUACGGUGUGGUCUCCCCGGAUCACGGUGAGUUGUGGAUGGCUCCUACACAGCAGAGGCAGGUUUGGCUACGGGCAGGGGGCCUUUGUAAGCUCAGACCGCCUUGCAUCACAUCUGUCACCAUCAACGAAAGCCUCCUCAUACUCCUCAACCUAGAGAUCGACCCCAAUGCCCAGUGUGUGAAGAAUGAGGAGAAGGAGCAGAUCAAGUGUCUCAACAACAAGUUUGCUGCCUUCAUUGACAAGGUGCACUUCCUGGAGCAGCAGAACAAACUGCUGGAGACCAAGCUGCAGUUCUACCAGAACCGCGAGUGCUGCGAGAGCAACCUGGAGCCCCUGUUCCAGGGCUACAUUGCGACUCUGCGGCGGGAGGCCGAGUGCAUGGAGGCUGACAGCGGCAGGCUGGCCUCAGAGCUCAACUGCACGCAGGAGGUUCUGCAGGGCUGCAAGAAGAAGUAUGAAGAAGAGCUGGUCCUGAGGGCCACAGCUGGGAACGAGUUCAUGAUGCUGAAGAAGGAUGUAGACUGCGCCUAUCUGCACAAGGCGGACCUGGAGGCCAACGUGGAGCCGCUGAGGGAGGAGCCAGUCUUCCUGCAGUCCCUCUACGAGGAGGAAAUCCACCUCCCUCAAUCACAAAUCUCUGACACUUCUGUAGUGGUGAAGAUGGACAACAGCCAGGAGCUCAACAUGGACUUGGUUGUGGCCAAGAUCAAGGCUCAGUAUGAUGAUAUUGCCAGUCGCAGCUGGGCGGAGGCCGAGACCUGGUACCAAACCAAGUGCGAGGAGGUGAAGGCCACAGUCACCCAGCAGGGUGAGAACCUCCGCAGAUCAAAGGAUGAGCUCAAUGAGCUGAACUGCAUGAUCCAGAGGCUGACGGCAGAGGUGGAGAACGCCAAGCAGCAGCGCUGCAAGCUGGAGGCCGCGGUGGCCCAGUCUGAGCAGCAGGGUGAGGCAGCCCUCAGCAAUGCCCUCUGCAAGCUGGCUGAGCUGGAGGGCGCCCUGCAGAAGGCCAAGUAGGACAUGGCCUGCCUGCUCAAGGAGUACCAGGAGGUGAUGAACUCCAAGCUGGGCCUGGACGUGGAGAUAGCCACUUAUCGCAAACUCCUGGAGGGUGAAGAGCACAGGCUGUGUGAAGGCGUGGGCUCAGUCAAUAUCUGUGUGAGCCGUUCCCAGGGUGGUGUGGUCUGUGGGGACCUGGACUCCGCUGCCUCCCUUGGCUCAGAGGGUGUGGCCAUCAGCAGUGGUGCACUGUGUUUCCCCUCUGUGGUGGGGGCCUGCUCCAGUGCCCAAUCUGUGCGGUUUGCGUAGAGGGCGUGGGACUGUGGACUGACAUGUUCUGAUGGGGGCAGUGUCGGUUGGGGAGUGGAAAUCUUUUCUCCUGCAUGCCCAAAUGUCAGUUCAGUAAUUUCUCCUUACAGAGAACCCAGAACUAACUCUCCUGUUUCCUUCUUAUUGGAGUUAGCGAUUUACUUUUUGGGUGUAAACCCUGGGUUUGACGUUAUUUUCACUUCCAUUUCUUCUCCCCCUCCCUGUGGUCCAGGAAAGAAAUAGAAAGGUUUUUUUUGAUAUAAAUUGUUCAGUCAUUGUCUUCCCCAAUUAACUUCGGCUAACAGAUGUUUGUUAAGUCCUCAGUGUGCCAGAUCCUCUUGGAAAGAAGCCAGUUAGAGUGUGUGGAAACAUUUCUGUGCUUUGCCCUUGGAUGAGAGGGUCUCCAGAUGCUGCCUCAGCAUGGAAGGACAGUGGGAGUGUGGAGCUGGGCUCCUCACUUGCUCUGAGAGAUUGUAUAUUCCCAGAGUCCCCCAACUAUUCAUGUGUCCAGAUUGAAAGACUGACGGAGGCUAAUCAGCUGGGUUUAUACUGUUGGUUGCCUGGAAGUUCAUUGUAUUUGCAUGAUUCCUGUAUGGCUCCUUCUUUCUUUUGGUGUGC